Molecule: messenger RNA, 2775 nt
Organism: Chanos chanos (milkfish)
Lineage: Eukaryota; Metazoa; Chordata; Actinopteri; Gonorynchiformes; Chanidae
Gene: ehbp1
Product: EH domain binding protein 1
Exons: 23
Coding region: 82-2775 (897 amino acids)
Molecular function (GO): protein binding
Source: RefSeq, a predicted model, not a curated record
CUUUUCAAGCUGAAAUUCUGUCGGUGAGCUGGACCUGGACAGAGGCAGCAUAUUGUACAAAUUAUUAAUUCAGAAAGAGACAUGGCUUCAGUGUGGAAAAGACUACAGCGUGUGGGAAAACAUGCAUCCAAAUUCCAGUUUGUGGCAUCCUACCAGGAGCUCAUGGUGGAAUGCACAAAAAAAUGGCAGCCAGACAAGUUGGUGGUCGUAUGGACACGCAGAAGUCGCCGGAAAUCCUCCAAGUCUCACAGUUGGCAGCCGGGCAUUAAGAACCCUUAUAGAGGAGUGGUGGUGUGGCCUGUUCCCGAGAACGUGGAAAUCACCGUCACGCUUUUCAAGGACCCUCAUGCCGAAGAAUUUGAAGAUAAGGAGUGGACGUUUGUCAUUGAAAAUGAGUCUCCAUCGGGUCGGAGGAAAGCCCUGGCGACCAGCAGCAUCAAUAUGAAGCAGUAUGCCAGUCCAAUGCCCACCCAGACUGACGUCAAACUCAAAUUCAAGCCCUUGUCCAAGAAAGUGGUGGCAGCCACCCUGCAGUUCUCUCUCUCCUGCAUUUUCCUGCGAGAAGGCAAAGCCACGGAUGAGGACAUGCAGAGUUUGGCCAGUCUGAUGAGCAUGAAGCAGGCAGACAUUGGCAACCUGGAUGACUUUGAGGAGGAGAAUGAGGAGGACGAGGAGAACAGGGUCAACCAGGAGGAGAAAGCCGCCAAGAUCACAGAGCUCAUCAGUAAACUGAACUUCUUAGAGGAGGACAGCCAGGACCCACCCAACAUGAGCACCAACCCUUUUGAGGAACCUGACGAAAACUGUGCUGACCUUAACCCGUUUGGUGAUCCAGAUGAGGAAGAACCUCCCUCCCAACCUGCCCUCCAGUCCAGUAUGAAAGAACAGGAACCAUUCGAUGAUCAGGAUCCAUCCAACCCCUUUAACGAACCUGACCCGGAACCAGCAAGCUACGGCAACCCCUUUGAUGAGCCUGACCCAGAGCCAGAGAGGUCACCACCUAAGCCCAGCAAGAGAAAGAAUGUACGGCCGGUAGACAUGAGCAAGUACCUGUACGCUGACACCUCAAAGACCGAGGAGGAGGAGCUAGACGAAUCCAACCCUUUCUAUGAGCCCAAAACCUCUAGUCCUGUCCCACCCUCCCCACCAAGCAGUCUAGAGAGACACACUAAGAGAAAGGCCCCUGCACCACCCAGCGUGGGCCCUUCACCAGCACCGGCACCAAAGACUGCCCCCGAGCGACCCCCCACAGGCCCUGCUGCUGUGGCUGCUGUAGUGGGGAAGGAACUGGCUUCCUCUUCUCCCAAGCAAAGUCCCAUUCCCAGUCCGGUGUUGGGUGGAAAGCCCAAUGCCAGUCAGUCCCUGCUGGCCUGGUGCCGAGAGGUGACCAAAAACUAUCGCGGUGUCAAAAUCACCAACUUCACGACGUCCUGGAGGAAUGGCCUGGCCUUCUGUGCUCUACUGCACCACUUCAGGCCAGAUCUCAUUGACUACAAGGCCCUCAAUCCUCAGGAUAUUAAAGAAAACAACAAAAAGGCUUACGAUGGCUUUGCCAGUUUGGGGAUCUCUCGGUUGCUGGAGCCUUCAGACAUGAAGGUACAAUCUAGACAGGAGGAGCUAAAAGAGAGAGCAAGGCUUCUGUUGGAGCAGGCCAGACGAGACGCUGCCAUGAAAGCAAGCAAGAACACCUCCAAUGCCCUUUCCUCCACUCCAACCCGAGCCCCACAGAUCACUGACGAGCGGGAUGAGGAGAGACGCAGGCAGCUGAGAGAACGCGCACGCCAGCUAAUAGCCGAGGCACGAUCUGGUGUCAAGAUGGCUGAGCUCCCCCUCUACAGCGACAGUACAGCAGCCACGAACAAGUUGAAAGGAAGGUCAAAGGCAGCUGGAGAGCAAAACAGCAGGCAUGUGGAUCUGAAGCUGAAAAAGCUGGUGGAGGUUCGGCCACAGGGACUGAGCUCCCCUUCCUCUUCCUCCUCUUCAUCCUCCCUCACAGCCUCCACCACCUCCCCGCUCAGCCCUAGUAAUGCGGACGAGCUACGAGCCGAGCGUCUGCGCAGAGCCACGGAGAGACUGCGCAGUCCCGUGGUUUUCACCAAAGAAUCUGCAGUCAGAAAAACACAGCUGAAGUCCUUCAGUCAGUAUGUGGCUGACAGACCAGAGGUAAAAAGGCAGAGAUCAGUGCCAGAAGAUUUAAAGAGAACAAAUGAAGAGAGAGGCCUACCGACAGAGACAGAGGGACGAAAGGCGCCUGAAGACGAAGUACUUAAUAAAGCGUUCAAAGACACCAGUCAGUAUGUAGUGGGAGAGCUGGCAGCGCUGGAGAGUGAGCAGAAGCAAAUUGACACGCGGGCGUCGCGGGUGGAGAAGAGGCUGCGCUAUCUCAUGGACACAGGGAAAAAUAAGGAGGAGGAGGAGGCCAUGAUGCAGGAGUGGUUCAUGCUGGUCAACAAGAAGAACGCUCUGAUCCGCCGACAGAACCAGCUCUCUCUGCUGGAAAAGGAGCAUGAUCUGGAGAGACGCUUUGAGCUGCUGAACCGGGAGUUAAGAGCAAUGCUGGCGAUUGAAGACUGGCAGAAGACAGAAGCCCAGAAGCGUAGAGAGCAGCUGUUGCUGGAUGAACUGGUCAUACUGGUGAACAAACGGGAUGCACUGGUUAGGGACUUGGACGCCCAGGAAAAACAGGCCGAGGAGGAGGACGAGCACCUGGAGAGGACGCUGGAACAAAACAAAGGCAAGAUGGCCAAGAAAGAGGAGAAGUGUGUUCUUCAAUGA